AAUGGGCACUUCCGGAGCGGCGAGACGCCUCCCCAUUGGGCUCGCGGCCCUGCGUGGGUGGGCGGCUCGGCCGGCGGCGCGCUGAUUGGCUGGGACUCCGCGCGGACCGGGAGGGGCCGGCGGCGCGAGGGGGCUCGCGGACCCAGGCUGCCGGGCGCACCGCGGUCCGGGAAGCAGCGGCGCAUGUGGGCGCUGCGCUCGCUGCGGGGGCUGCUCGGCGCGGCCGGGCGCGCCAUGUCGCAGGGCGCAGCCCGCCGGCCGCGGCCGCCGAAGGACCCGCUGCGGCACCUGCGCGCGCGGGAGAAGCGCGGCCCGUCGUGGGGGCCCGGGGGCCCGAACACCGUGUACCUGCAGGUGGUGGCGGCCGGCGGCCGGGAUGCAGGCGCCGCGCUCUACGUCUUCUCCGAGUUCAACCGGUAUCUCUUCAACUGCGGGGAAGGCGUCCAGCGACUCAUGCAGGAGCACAAGCUGAAGGUGUCUCGUUUGGACAACAUAUUCCUGACCCGAAUGCACUGGUCUAACGUUGGUGGGCUGUGUGGAAUGAUUCUUACUUUAAAGGAAACGGGGGUUCCCAAGUGUGUGCUUUCUGGACCUCCACAGCUGGAAAAGUACCUGGAAGCUAUCAAGAUAUUUUCUGGUCCAUUGAAAGGCAUAGACCUGGCCGUGCGGCCCCACUCUGCACCAGAGUACAAGGACGAGACCAUGACGGUCUUCCAGAUCCCCAUCCACAGUGAGCAGACGUGUGGGCAGCGGCAGCCGCCGCAGAGUCCGGAGAGGCUGAGUCCGGAGAGGCUGAGUCCGGAGAGGCUGAGUCCAGGGCAGCCUGCAGACGCGGCACCGGUGGAAGCGGUCCAGCGCCGGGCGGACGGUGUCGGCCAGAAAACGCCUAGCAGGGACCCCUCCUUGGUCGUAGCUUUUGUCUGUAAGCUCCACGUGAAGAAGGGGAACUUCUUGGUACUCAAAGCGAAGGAGCUGGGCCUCCCAGUCGGAACAGCCGCCAUUGCUCCCAUCAUCGCCGCCGUCAAGGACGGGAAAAGCAUCACUUUCGAAGGAAGAGAGAUUCUGCCUGAAGAGAUCUGCACCCCCCCGGACCCCGGGAUGGCUUUCGUCGUGGUGGAAUGUCCAGACGAAGGAUUCAUUCAGCCCCUCUGUGAGAACGCCGCCUUCCGGAGUUUCCAAGAAAAGGCCGAAGCCCCUGUGGCCCUGGUGGUCCACGUGGCCCCGGAGCACGUGCUCCUGGACGGCAGGUACCAGCAGUGGAUGGAGAGGUUUGGGCCCGACACCCAGCACCUGGUCCUGAACGAGAAUUGCGAGUCGGUCCACAACCUCCGCAGCCACAAGACUCAGACGCAGCUGGGCCUCAUCCACCCCGGCAUCUUCCCCCCGCUCGCCAGCCUCCGCCCACAGGUAGUGGUGCAGCCCAGUCCCUGGUGGCCCUCCCCCCCCCCCCCCCCCCCCGCUGUCCCCCACAGACUGUGCUCCGUCUCUCUCUGCCUCUUGCAGGAUGGAGGCGCCACCUCCCACGUGCCCAUCGUCCGUGGCCAGUGUCUCCUCAAGUACCAGCUCCGGCCCCGGCGAGAGUGGCAGAGGGAUGCCAUCGUGACCUGUGACCCUGAGGAAUUUAUUGCAGAGGCCCUGGAGCUCCCCCAUUUCCAGGAGAGCGUGCAGGAGUACAGGAGGACGGCACAGGGCGGCCCUGCCCCGGACGCAAGCAGCCGGUACCCGGAGGUGGUCUUCCUCGGGACGGGGUCCGCUAUCCCCAUGAAGCUCCGGAACGUCAGUGCCGCGCUGCUCAACGUCAGCUCCGACACGUCCCUGCUGCUGGACUGCGGGGAGGGCACCUUCGGGCAGCUGUGCCGCCACUACGGGGACGAUGUGGACCGGGUCCUGGGCACCCUGGCCGCCGUGUUCGUGUCCCACUUGCACGCGGACCACCACACGGGCUUGUUGAACAUCUUGCUGCAGAGAGCGCGCGCUCUGGCGUCGCUGGGGAAGCCGUGCCACCCCCUGCUCGUGGUGGCCCCCACCCAGCUCCGGGCCUGGCUGCAGCAGUACCACACCCAGUGCCAGGCGCUGCUGCACCACGUCAGUAUCAUUCCUGCUAAAUGCCUUCAGAAGGGAGCUGAGGUCUCCAGCCCCGAAGUGGGAAGGCUGAUUAGUUUGCUGCUGGAAACCUGUGGCUUGGAGGAGUUUCAGACCUGCCUGGUCCGGCACUGCAAGCACGCCUUCGGCUGUGCGCUGGUCCACACGUCCGGCUGGAAAGUGGUCUAUUCGGGGGACACCAUGCCCUGCGAGGCUCUGGUCCAGAUGGGGAAGGAUGCCACUCUCCUGAUCCACGAGGCCACUUUGGAGGAUGGUCUGGAAGAGGAAGCCUUGGAGAAGACACACAGCACCACCUCCCAGGCCAUCGGCGUAGGGAUGCGGAUGAACGCGCACUUCGUGAUGCUGAACCACUUCAGCCAGCGCUACGCCAAGGUCCCGCUCUUCAGCCCCGACUUCAACGAGAAAGUCGGCAUCGCCUUCGACCACAUGAAGGUCAGCCUGGGGGACCUCCCGACGGUGCCCAAGCUCAUGGCGCCGCUGAAGGCCCUGUUCGCCGGGGACCUGGAGGAGAUGGAGGAGCGGCGGGAGCGGCGGGAGCUGCGGCAGGUGCGGGCGGCCCUGCUCGCCGGGGAGGAGGCCGAGCCCCUGCGGAAACGGGCCCCCGCCGAGCAGCCCCCGAGCCCGCAGAGCAAGAAGGUCAGGGCUCAGUAGCUGCGCGGUGCCCGGGGGCACGCGGGGGCUGCAGAGCGGCUGCCGGCGGCGCUCCACCUUGCUGCGGCCACGCCGCCCCCUCUGUGCCCAGGCAGCCGGGUCCCGGGAGCGCUGGGCUGUGGACGGGGGCCAAGCUCCAGGCACGGCGAAGGGCGCGUUCCGAACCCCGGUGCUUCGUCCCGGUGCCGUCUCCGCGCUGCCGGGUACCCAGGAGGAGCUUGAUCGCAGCGGGGACCUGUGGAGCCCGUCCCCGGGAGCCCCCACCCCUCCGCGUCCUGGUUUGUGGCAGACGUCAAGCCGUGCACACUGAGCCGUGGCAGCUGGGCCGGCCUGUGCAGCGGCUCCGGGGAAGGCGGAGGCAGGCCGCUGGCUCUUGCCCCGUAAUGAAAGCGAGAGUCACCGUCCUACAGGGCUGAGAAACACCGCGUGGGGCCGCUCCGGUGCCCUCUGUUUGGGGAUGAGCACGGCUGAGGUUAGUGUUUGAAAAGUGCGCGAGUUUCACAGAAGCCUCUCGGAUUGGCACACGCUUCCCUCGCAGAACAGAGCAGCAGCUGAGAGACCGAGGACUCGCCGUGCCCUCAGGGUCCUCCCUGUGGCAGUGCCCUGCGUCAACUCCCGUGUCCCCACGAGCUUGUUAUUAAAACAAGAAGACAGGCCACGCUCAGGGAUAAUAAAUCUAUUUUAAUAACAUUACUUUUGACAACUAUUUGUACAUGUAUUUAAAGGUAACUUUCAACCCCCGGGCUCCGGUACAAAUUGGGUACUGAGCUGCCCUGCCAGGAUGCGAGCAAAGCCGUUAACGUCAAAAGUUUGCAAAUCCCGCCCGUCGGAGGGCUAUUUUACACUUUGUUGGGAAAAAUAACUAAAGCAUUUAAAUUUCUCAUUGUACACCUGUACACGGGUUUAGAUUGAAUGGCUCAAAUUAAACAAAUAUAGAUUUCAUAUAUACAAAUAUUAUAUCCUGUAUAGGUAUGUCUAUUUUAAAAGGAUAAAACUGUAAGGUUGGGCUUU
Hippopotamus amphibius kiboko is the source of this 3765-nucleotide messenger RNA. RefSeq names its product elaC ribonuclease Z 2 (gene ELAC2). Bases 184 to 2754 code for a protein of 856 amino acids. Lineage: Eukaryota; Metazoa; Chordata; Mammalia; Artiodactyla; Hippopotamidae. The transcript is spliced from 23 exons. Gene Ontology annotation, molecular function: 3'-tRNA processing endoribonuclease activity. Gene Ontology annotation, cellular component: mitochondrion. Gene Ontology annotation, biological process: mitochondrial tRNA 3'-end processing. The record is from RefSeq and is a predicted model, not a curated record.